Molecule: messenger RNA, 2286 nt
Organism: Cyphellophora europaea CBS 101466
Lineage: Eukaryota; Fungi; Ascomycota; Eurotiomycetes; Chaetothyriales; Cyphellophoraceae
Exons: 1
Coding region: 1-2286 (761 amino acids)
Biological process (GO): phospholipid biosynthetic process
Cellular component (GO): endoplasmic reticulum membrane
Molecular function (GO): glycerol-3-phosphate O-acyltransferase activity; glycerone-phosphate O-acyltransferase activity
Source: RefSeq, a predicted model, not a curated record
AUGCCAAAUCAGAGCAAUGUCCAGCGAUCUGGACGUCGCAACGCACGUGGUCCACAUGGCACGCAAAAGUCACGUCGGCUCAUACCAUGGGUGUAUGACCUUGUCGUCUGGAGUCUUAGUGUCCUGAUUGAACUGUACUUCCGCGAGGUGCACCCGAGAGGCGCAUGGAAGAUUCCUCGAGUAGGCCCGGUCAUCUUCGUCGCCGCCCCGCACGCCAACCAGUUCGUCGACUCUGUCAUCCUUAUGCGCAUCUUUAAGACGGAAGCAAAACGCAGAAUAUCUUGGUUGAUCGCAGAGAAAUCCACCAAACGACGCUUCAUUGGAGCUAUGUCGUCUGCGGUGGGUUCUAUCUCGGUCGGAAGAGCUCUCGACAAAGUGAAGCCUGCCGAGGGCAAGAUAUAUCUGCCGGAUCGCGAAAACAAACCUGAGCUGAUUGAAGGGCGCGGUACCAAUUUUGAAAACGGUCAAUUCGAAGUCGGUGGCCUGAUAGUUCUACCAAAGUCUGGUAACCAGACUCCUAGCAGCGAAAUUGCCCAGAUCAUCUCCCCCACCCAACUCAGGCUGAAGAAACCAUUCAACUCGCAAGCAGCCCUUGACUCGCUGGGCGCCGAAGGAGGCUGUUCUUUCAAGGUCGCUCCCUUCGUUGAUCAAGGUAAAGUCUACAGUGCGGUGUCCGACGAACUCGAAGCCGGAGGUGUCAUUGGAAUCUUUCCUGAAGGUGGUAGUCAUGAUCGUACUGAUCUCCUGCCGCUCAAGGCAGGUGUCGCCAUCAUGGCUCUGGAGGCUCUAGCGCGGAAUCCCGACUGUGGACUUAAGAUCAUCCCCAUCGGAAUGAAUUACUUCCACGCGCACAAGUUUCGCUCGCGAGCAGUCAUCGAGUUCGGCCACGCCAUUGAAGUUCAUCCAGACCAGGUCGAGGCCUACAAAGCUGGUGAUCGCCGAAAUGCCGUCGGAUCCCUGAUGGCAACUGUCCAAGAUGGCCUCACAGCAGUGACUCAGUCUAGUCCGGACUACGAGACACUCAUGUUGGCCCAGGCCGCCAGACGCCUCUACAAUCCCGCAGGAAAGAAGCUUCCGCUAUCACUUGUUGUCGAGCUCAAUCGAAGACUUGUCAAAGGCUAUACGGUUUACAAAGAUGACCCGCGCGUGGUCGCUCUCCGACGAGAUGUGCUUAACUACAACCGAGAAAUUCACGCACUCGGUAUCCGGGAUCACCAAGUCGAAUGGGGAAACACUAUCAAACGCCCAUGGUGGCUUGUACUUGGGACUUUGAUCUACCGGCUUGGUGAAAUCGUGGUGCUUGCCGUGGGGACUUUGCCUGGACUGGCCAUGUUCUGGCCGCUCUUCGUCGUCACAAAGCUGAUCUCCAUGAAAAAGUCCCGGGAGGCGCUUGCCGCGUCGACCGUCAAGAUUAAGGGCCGAGAUGUCAUCACAACGUGGAAGCUGCUGGUUGCGAUAGCGGCGGCACCGGCACUGUACGCGUACUACACCAUCAUUGUGUCGGUCUGGCUCGUUUACAACCGUCGGGAGGGCGUCUAUACCUACCGUGUCCCCUGGUGGAUGGUGGCACGAACCUAUGUUCCUGACUGGGUACCUAUCUGGCUAUUUGCCAUUGCUUUCCUGGUGUUAUGUGUAUCCAUCACCUUUGCGGCACUCAGGAUCGGUGAGAUCGGCAUGGAUGUUGUGAAGUCACUUCCGCCACUCUUUGCUGCUUUGAACCCUCGCUCUUCAAGCACGCUGGCCAGGUUGCAAAAACACAGAAAGGAGCUCUCUGCCAAGGUUACGGAUGUCAUCAACACUCUAGGACCCGAAGUUUUUCCCGACUUUGACGCCAACCGCAUCGUGGCAGAUCCGUUCAGAGAAGGUGCAUAUCAAUCUCAGUAUCGCCAGAUCCCGGAAACGAGACUGGAGGGCGCUUCGGAACCAGAGACACCUACUGCUACGGAGCAAGACGAUACAUUGUUUGGAAGAUCUCUCAAUCUACUUCCCAGCAACGAAACCUUUAUGAAUAUUGGCAGUUUCGGAUUCUUCUCAUCCAGACCACAUACCCCGAAGAGCAGAAGUCGGAGCAGCUCCACUGGUGCAGGUCUUGGCCAAGGAUUGAAACCAUUCAGCAGCCUCGACUCGCAAGACCUGAGCCAGCGUAUAAGGGGUGCCAUGCGUGAGCGUGGUAAGAAGAGGGAAAGUAACGCUGGAACAGAGGGUAGCUGGGACAAUGUCUCGGAUCCCGACGGUGCAGUGACACCCAAAACGGAGGAUAGCGAAGAACCAAAGAAAGAUAGGUGA